AUGGCCAGGUCCUUAUCAAACUGCUGUGCCCGCAUGGCGUGGAUCGAGGAGGAGUGGGUUCUCAAUAUAUUCAGACACAUUUGCCCUUUUUCCCUUCCUCACGCAGUUGUUCAGGGGGAAAAGGUCUCUGCUACUAAUUACUCUGGUUUUAAGAUAGUGCCUCCUCAUCUUCGUUUUUUUUUUUUUUGCAGCGUUGAAGGUCUUCAUGCUAUUGUAGUCUCAGACAGAGAUGGUGUGCCUGUUAUCAAAGUUGCCAAUGAUAACGCUCCAGAACAUGCGCUGCGGCCUGGCUUUCUCUCCACCUUUGCCCUUGCCACGGAUCAGGGCAGUAAACUAGGGCUGUCUAAAAACAAAAGCAUCAUCUGCUAUUACAAUACGUACCAGGUGGUGCAGUUCAAUCGCUUGCCUUUGGUAGUAAGUUUCAUCGCUAGCAGCAAUGCCAAUACCGGGCUGAUUGUAAGUUUAGAGAAGGAGCUCACGCCCCUGUUUGAAGAACUGAGGCAGGUUGUGGAAGUUUCUUAACCUGAUGGUACAGCCGGAGUGCAGCAUCCCUCUGCAGCCCAGUGGACAGAAAGAUUCAAUAAUCCUCAGUCAAAUAACACGUCUCAGAAGAAAUACCACAGCUCCUUAGUAUACUAAGUAAGAGUAAAUUGUACAUAGUACUGAAUCUGAAAUGAUCUACUAGUGUGUUGUAGGUGGAUGUUACUUUAGGCCAUGCUUCUUGUAUUGCGCAGUACUGGAGAGACCACCAAAAUAGCUCCCAUGGAGUUUAGCUCAGCCAGCUGAGCCAGAGCGGUGUGGAUGCUGUUGGCUCAAAUGAGCAACCCACAGAUCUCUUGCUUUACAGGGAAUCGGGCACGCAGAGGGGUUUAUCCUCCGGCCAGCUACCAGGACGUGUUGGAAAGCAGAUGGGUUGUAUAGUGUUAGCAAAGGUGUGGUUGAAAGAGUAUUGUGAGAGCAAGUUUACUAGCAGCGAUGUGUCAGUACAAUCAAUAAACAUCCCAGCUUUCUUACGUGGGUGAUACUUUAGCAAGGGAACGCUACUAAUCUGGAUGCUAGCUGCGUCCUGCUUCCACUAAGAAGAAAGCUAUUUCUAUGAAAGCUGUUGCUUUAGGGGUUUUCCUGAUGCCCAGAUAAAAGCACCCGAACAACGUCUCACUUCUUCGUGGGGUUUUUGUGUAAUAUGGUUGUGAAGAUCUCAUGUCUCAUAGUCUCUGUGUGGGUUCAUCACUGGUGACACUCUCAGCUCAUAUACCCUUAGGUUUUCCUAAGUAAAUAAAUAUAAAUAAAAUACAGUAUUUUUAAAUGACAGAGCCUGGUCCGCUCUUCUGUUGCACCAUCAUACGCUACAGCACAUCAGCUUUUCUGUGGAGAGAACAGGUAUCUUAAUUGUAAAUGUACAAAAUCCAGGUGUUUACAGGCUG
Messenger RNA from Egretta garzetta (little egret), 1424 nucleotides. It is a transcript of the gene LAMTOR3, whose product is annotated as late endosomal/lysosomal adaptor, MAPK and MTOR activator 3. NCBI's taxonomy places the organism in Eukaryota, Metazoa, Chordata, Aves, Pelecaniformes, Ardeidae. Gene Ontology annotation, biological process: cellular response to amino acid stimulus; positive regulation of TOR signaling. The record is from RefSeq and is a predicted model, not a curated record. The transcript has 5 exons. Gene Ontology annotation, cellular component: Ragulator complex. The coding region runs from base 1 to 522 and encodes 173 amino acids.